GGAAGAAUGUCAAACUCUACUUGGAGCACAUACAAAAAAGUUAGUUGUCUUCAUUUUUGUAGCCGAAUGGUGCCCCCAUUCCCUAGAACUCAAAGGGCAUCUGGAUUCACUUGCCAAAGAAGAUCACCACGUUGUUCUUGUCCUCAUUGACGUUGAUGAUGCCCCAGAUCUGAUACCGUUCUACAGUCUCUAUGCUGUUCCUUCUUUCUACUUCUUCAAGAAUAAUGAGGAAAUCGGAACACAGAUUGGAGGCGACUAUGCCAAGUUGCGCACCUGCAUUCGUAAAUUUAAACGUGUGAAGGAAACCGAAUAG
Hydatigera taeniaeformis is the source of this 313-nucleotide messenger RNA. NCBI's taxonomy places the organism in Eukaryota, Metazoa, Platyhelminthes, Cestoda, Cyclophyllidea, Taeniidae. The record is from the annotation of a GenBank genome assembly.